Messenger RNA from Lymnaea stagnalis (great pond snail), 6177 nucleotides. NCBI's taxonomy places the organism in Eukaryota, Metazoa, Mollusca, Gastropoda, Lymnaeidae. The record is from the annotation of a GenBank genome assembly.
UACCAUUGUUGGGCCUGUGACAUAAUAAAUAGGCUUCCUUUUAAUAAUAUUCAUUUCUUUAAUGAUUGUAAAGUAGCCAUAACACAUCUGCUGUGUAAAGUAGUUACUCAGUGAUGUAGAAUGACAAAGACUUGUGAUAUUUAAAAAGUGCAAACUAUCCAGAGUUAUAAGUUAACAUAAUAAUAUAUCUACAUUAGUGCAAUUUUUAUGAUCAGGAAAAUACAACAUGGGACCUUAUAUCAGACAUUGAAAAACUCAGAGAACAUCUGGGCAUCAAGACAUGAGUUUUGUUUGGCUGCAGUUGGGGAUCAACAUUAGCAUUGACUUAUGCCAUAACACAUCCAGAAAAAGUCAAGGCCAUUGUUAUACAGGGCAUAUUUCUAUGCACAAGGUUAAGAACAUCUCUAACAAUAAAAUAUAACUUCUUUUUAUAACUGUACAAAAUGUUGAUUAACUUUUAACAGUGCAUUUAUCUUUUCAUUAUUCCAUUCCUGUGGUGCUACAGCCCAUGUAGGGCUUUGGCCUCCCUCACCAAUAUUGUGGAACAUUUAUUUAUAAAUAUCUGGCUAUAAUUUAAAUGUAAAUUGUGUCAAUGAAUUGCUUUUAUACAUAUUUCCAGGAGAGAGAUUGAAUGGUUCUAUCAGGAUGGCUGCAAUAUGAUUUGGCCCGAACUGUUUGAAGACUUUUCAAGUUUUAUUCCAGAGGUGUUUUAUAUUAUUUCUUGUUUAAUCCAUUAUAUUAAUACUAAGAUUACCUGUUAAAAAAAAUUAUUUGCUGUUUAUUUAAUAACAAAUUGAUUUUUCACUUUUAUUAUUUUAAUACAGUUUUAGUGAAAAAUAGAAAUUAUAUAUAAAAAAAAAAUAUUAAUAACCAAUCCAUCAGUAUAAGUAGGCCUACUGUAAGGAUAAUUAGUGGCUAUUCCACAAUAAAAUUUACAUGGUAUGUUGUGUGCAAUCCAUUGUAGACAUUAUUAUACAGAAUCAGCCCCUGUCCCAGAUAUUGUAGCUUUGAAAUUAAUAAUUAGAAAUGGCCAGUUAUGGCUUUAUUAUUUUCACCCCCAUAAAUCAGGCUUUAGCAAGCUUAUUUUUAAAAAAAUCUAUUAUGUUAAGCAAAUAUGUCAAUGAUUUUCUACUGAUUUUAAGAAUCUUACAGAUAUUUAUUUUAAAUGAGAGCAUUUAUGAUUAAUUAUUAAAAUUAAGUCACCCAUUUUUUACAAAAUGUUGUUGGUCAUCACCGAUCUAUUAUGAUAGUACCUAUUAUAUACCCUUAAAAUGGAAAAAUCUUAAAAAAUCAACAGAUCUUUAUAUCCCUCAUGAAAAAUGUGCAAUAAUAAAUACCUUAAAAGUAACUAUUAUUUUCUAUCAUUUGCAAAUAUAACCUCAUAUUUAGUAACAUAAUAUGAGCAAAAAUCUUAAAUUCCUGGCCUGCUGUGUUAUUUUGAGACCAAGGCUAUUCAAAAAAUGUACCAUAAGCUUAGAGGGAGAUGAUAAAAUGUUUUUACUCUGUUUUUGUUUUUUCUGUUUUAUGCCAUUAUGCUUAUGACUUUCCUAGUCAUCAAGUUUAACAGUUUAAGAAGGGUUGGAGGGGGUGGGGGGCGCUUGUGAUAUUGCAGUUGAAUAAGGCUUGAUUGAACAUACUCAUGAAUAUGCCUAUAAAAACUGUGUGAACAUGAAUUGUAUGGAAGUCAAGUAUAAGUUUAGUAGCCUCUUAUUUGAUAAUUGAUGCAUGCAAUUAAAAGGUUAUUAAUAAGACACGAACAAAUUGUGUCAAUAGAACAAUAUGAGUUAGCUUUAAUAAUAAUUGUACAAUAUACAGAAUUAAACGUUUCGGCACAUGCCUUCAUCAGUACAAACAAACACAACACAUUUAAAUAAGUAUAAAUUAAAUUUACAUAAUGUCAAUAUAUAUAUCCUACCUAAAACAGAAAAAAUAUAGGAGAGGGCGCUUAAACGUGACAAAAACAAAGUAAAGAGAUGUAGAAAGGAAGUGAUUCAAACAAAGAAUUAAACGUUUCGGCACAUGCCUUCAUCAGUACAAACAAACACAACACAUUUAAAUAAGUAUAAAUUAAAUUUACAUAAUGUCAAUAUAUAUAUCCUACCUAAAACAGAAAAAAUAUAGGAGAGGGCGCUUAAACGUGACAAAAACAAAGUAAAGAGAUGUAGAAAGGAAGUGAUUCAAACAUAAUUGGAAAAACCAAACAGGAAAAAGACAUGGCAGCUAAGUAAAACUAUGGAUUUGGUUCAAUCCAUAUGGAGACAACGUACCAAAUCUAGUUAUUAAUUGCAGUCCAACACUUUUUAUAAUUAAUUAAAAGGUUGAAUGUUGAUUGAAAUCCUUUGUAUUGAAGAAUAUUUUUAUGCAAAUUAUGAUAGAUUUUAAUUGUUUAAUUUCUUAGACGUUAAUGUUUUAAAACACAUUUCUGAAUAAGCUUUUAAUUAAUUUGCCUUCUUUCUUCAAUCACAAUUCUUAGUAUAGGAGGGGUUCAAAGUUACCAUCUAGUUAUUCUUGUGAAAAAAAAAACAUUGAAUUCUUAAAACUAUAUAUCCACUCACUAAUAAAGAAAGGGACAAUACACAUGUUUACCUCAAAUGUUUGCUUCCCCAAUUAAAAUUUAAAAUAGUUUUGUUAAUUUUUUUACAUACAGGGUGGGCCAAUAAAAGUGAGAACAUUUCGUAGCGUAAUAUUUUACGAGAUGUUCUCACUUUUGUUGGCCCACCCUGUAUAUUAAUUUAUAUGUAUAUUAAAUACAAACAAGUGAAAUAAAAGUUACUUUUGAUAUUUAUUACUCUAUUUUAUACAAACAAUGUUAAUUUAUGAGCUUAAAUUCUUCUUUCAAGAAUGAACGGUCAGAAAUGAUCAAGGCUUUCUACAAGCACUUAACAUCCAAUGACCAGAACACAAGCCCGAAGGCUGCAGGACACUGGAGUACAUUGGAACUUGCCACAUUACGACCCCAAGUUGAUCCUGAAUACCUAAAGAGUGCUAAUGAUGAACAUCUUUGUAUAAAACUGGCUAUAAUUGAAUGGUAUUGGACUACAGAUUUAAAAUUAAAAGAAUUCAAUAUCAUAUUUUAGUGAUACUGUAUGUGUAGAAUAGUCAAGAUUUUUAAAGAGUAAGAGCUGAAUUUGAUUAGUUAAUAAUAUUUGGUUCAAAAAUAUAGUUACUAGUUUACUUUUCUUUUUUGCCUAGGGGCCUACCAUGUAUACAAAUCUGUUUAAAGAAGUAACACUCUCAUAUUUAUCUAAGCAAUUGAGGCAUAUUACAAAAUAAAAAUCCUACUUUUAAAAAAGGGAAAUGAAAAAUACCAGAAAAUUAUAAAAUGAAACACGAAGGAAGGCACCAAAAUUUUGUAGAGGGAAAAACUGUGAUUGAGAAAAUACAAAUAUAAUAGAAAUAGAAGAACUGGCAAAAAAGAUAUUUGUGUGGGAAAAUUAUCUCAAGGUAAAGUAGAAAGAAUUGCUUCCAAUCAAGGUCCCACAUGCAGUGGUGUAGGAGGGGUGGUCCACCCCAGGUUGCACUUCUUUUCUUUAUAUGGUGGGGCAGCAUUUUCUGCCAACUGAAGAACUUUCUAGCCCUAGCUACGCCACUGCCCACAUGUGUACAGGUAUAGAUGGGGAACAGAUUGCGGAGAACAACAGAGUACUUGAGAAAUAAACUCAACUAUUUGAUGAAAUUCUUAAUAUCUCAAAGGGAAGAGCCAAUGAGGAUUACAAAGUACCACAAGAAGGACCUGAUCCAUUGAUCAGCCAACUAUCUUUUUUCUUCUUAUGCUUUUUUACCCCAUCUGGGGCAAAGGCCGUCCACAAGAAUUUUCCAUUCAUCAUGGUUUUGUGCUUUCCUUUCCGGUUGCUACCAUGUGUAUCCCAUAUUUUUCGUGUCUGCUUCAAGAUUGUGUCUCCAUGUAUUCUUUGGCCUUACUCUCUUUCUUUUUCCCUGUGGAUUCCAUGUUAGAGACUGUCUGGUGAUGCAGUCUUAGGGUUUUCAAGAGUAUGCCCAAUCCACCUCCAUCUUUUCUUUGUGAUGUCUUUAUCAAUGGACACCUGGUAAGUCCUUUCUAGUAGAUCUUUGUUAGUGAUGGUAUUUUGCCAUUUGAUGUUCAAGAUUUUUCUAAGGCAUGUGUUAAUGGAAGUCUGUACUUUCUGCAUAAUGCUCGCUGUUGUUUUCCAAGUUUCUGCUCCACAUUGUAGAACUGUUUUUGACAUAAGUGUUAAAGAUUCUGAAUUUGGUUAGCAGCUUUAGCCCCUUCAACUCUCAUAUUUUCUUUAAUAGCACAAAUGCUGAUCUAGCUUUUCCAAUUCUGGCCCUUACAUUUGCUUCGGAUCCCCCAUUUAUGUCGAUGGUGCUGCCUACUAUAUCUUAAUAUGAUCUUGGCCAUGAAAAAUUAUAAAGCCCCAGGGAAAGAACUUAUCACUGCAGAACUGAUGAAACUAAGUGAAAACAAACUACAUAUACAAAUAACACAACAAAAAAAAAGAGAAAUAUAUCAGCUGUAGAAAAGACUCAAACAUAGUCAUGGUUAAUAAAAAUGGCAGGCUGUGCUGGUCAAGAAUUCUAGCUUAUAGAGGGAGCAAAAAUGGUUUACAGACAGAAACCAAGGGGUUUCAGAUUGAGACUGAAAUUGAUUGAUGAUGUAGAGUCAGAAUUAGAUCAGCAGAUAUAGACAAAAAGACAUUUAAUUGUUUUUCAGUGGAGGAAUGUGAUGAAACAGUCCAUAGCACUAAAUUCCUUUUUCAAGCAAACCUUUCAAUAAGUUUAAAGUAUAAGAAUAGUUUGUAUAAGUCUCAUUGCAGAGUUGCUAAAUUUAAAUUAUGUAAUCCUGAAAUUACUAUAGGCCUACAAUGAAUAUAUUUUCACUUGAUUUUAGCCAUUACUUCAUUAAUGGAGCAUUUUUUGAGUCUGAUUCAUGAAUUCUAGACAACGUCAAGAAAAUACAGCACAUUCCAAUUACACUAAUCAAUGGCAGAUUUGAUGUUCUUACACCUAUGGACAGAGGCGUAGCGUGGUGGGGGCAGGGGGGGGGGACAGAUGUCCCCUGGCGCCAGCUAGUUAGGGGCGCCAAAAUGUGCUUUGGUAUUAUUUUAUUGAUGAAAAUAAUGGGUUUGAGAGUUGAAAAAAAGAAAAAGGGGCGCUAAAAAUUGAUCUUGUCCCCGGGCGCGAAUCUUGUCCCCGAGCGCCAAACACCCUCGCUACGCCACUGCCUAUGGAGGCAGCCUGGAAAUUACAUAAGGUAUAUUUAAUCCCUAAAUACUUUACUGGGAGCUGUUUGCUUCUCUUCGUUGUUUUAGAUAUUUUAAUUGAAAGAAUGUUUUAAAAGUUAAUCAAUAGAAUAGUAACUGUGUUGAAGUUUUUUGGAAAAUAAUGGAAUUUGGCAGCAGCUGUUUUCCAAGUUUUACUCUCUUAAAAAUACCAUAAACCAGCUUUAGGCAAAGCAGGGCAGUAUGCUCUCCCCUAAUUGGGAUUAAGAACUAUUUUUAGUUGUUGAAAAGGAAAAGAUACUUUAUUACUAUAAAAAAAUAAAAAUAAAAAUCCAACUCUGUGCCAUUUGGUUUUAAAAUGUUUUUUUGAUUUGAAACUAUUUUACUCUAUAUUUAUACUUAAGAAGAACUGGGAACAUCUUAAUUUAGAGGCCAAACAGAUUUUAAUCUCCCCCUACAAUAAUUAGUAUAGACAAGACUAAUAAAGCAAUCUUAUUUAAUCUUUUUCAACAUUCCAACAUUAAGUAUAAAAAUAAUUAGAGUAUCAAAUUAAAUAAAAUUGUUUAGAUAAUUUUACAGUUGUAUUCAUUUAUGAAAGUCCUGAAAUAAUUUUGGACAGUGAAACGUUGAUACCGGUAUUUAUAUGAUUUUUUCCCCACCUAUUUAUUUUGACUAGGCACUACCACAAUCAGAGCUUGUAAUUGCGCCUUUAGAUGGUCACUCUGAUAAAGACCAAGAUAUCAGAUCUGCUCUAUUGGAAGCUACAGAAAAGUACAAAUACUUAUGAAUUUGUGCAAUGGCAUCAUGAAAUAGUCACUCUGAUCAAUUUUAAGUCCAAGAUAUCUGCUUUAUUGGAAGCUACACUGGCUGCAGGACGAAGAUAUCAAUAUCAGUCAUAAUCAGAUAUGCUCUAUUUGAAGCUACAGAAAUGUACAAAUACUAAUGAAUUUUGUAUUCAAUUAUUAAUAAUGAAUUGGAU